Neomonachus schauinslandi (Hawaiian monk seal) is the source of this 699-nucleotide messenger RNA. RefSeq names its product tissue factor pathway inhibitor 2 (gene TFPI2). Bases 1 to 699 code for a protein of 232 amino acids. Gene Ontology annotation, biological process: negative regulation of peptidase activity. NCBI's taxonomy places the organism in Eukaryota, Metazoa, Chordata, Mammalia, Carnivora, Phocidae. Gene Ontology annotation, molecular function: serine-type endopeptidase inhibitor activity. The record is from RefSeq and is a predicted model, not a curated record. Gene Ontology annotation, cellular component: extracellular region. The transcript has 5 exons.
AUGGACUCUACUCGCCCCCUCGGGCUGUUGCUUCUGCCGUUGCUCCUGAUGGGGACCGCGCUGGGCAACGGUGAUCAGGAGGCGCCAGGAAACAAUGCAGACAUCUGCCUCCUGUCCCCCGACGUGGGGCCGUGCCGGGCCCGGAUCCCCAGUUACUACUACGACAGGUACACGCAGAGCUGCCGCAUGUUCUUCUACGGGGGCUGCCAGGGCAACGCCAACAAUUUCGAAACUUUGGAGGACUGCAACGAAGCUUGCUGGAGGAUAGAGAAAGUUCCGAAAAUUUGCAGGUUGGAAGUCAGUGAGGGGCAGUGUGGAGUGCGCACAGGAGAGUAUUUCUUCAAUCUAAGUUCCAUGACAUGUGAAAAAUUCAUAUCUGGCGGGUGUCACAGCAAUAAGAACAGGUUCCCGGACGAGGAUACUUGUAAGGGCUUCUGUGCACCAAAGAAAAUUCCGUCAUAUUGUCACAGUCCGAAAGAUGGGGGACUAUGCUCUGCUAAUGUGACUCGCUAUUAUUUUAAUCCAAGACACAAAGCCUGUGAGACCUUCACUUAUACUGGCUGUGGAGGGAAUGACAAUAACUUUGUUAACAUGGAGGACUGCACAUAUGCUUGUAUAAAAGCUGUGAGGAAGCAAAAGGAUAAGAAGACACCGAAGAUUGUCUUUGCUCAUAGAAGGGUGAAAACUUGGAAGAAGUAA